Messenger RNA from Aspergillus ibericus CBS 121593, 1013 nucleotides. Its product is annotated as SDR family NAD(P)-dependent oxidoreductase. The transcript has a single exon. Gene Ontology annotation, molecular function: oxidoreductase activity, acting on NAD(P)H, oxygen as acceptor. Lineage: Eukaryota; Fungi; Ascomycota; Eurotiomycetes; Eurotiales; Aspergillaceae. Gene Ontology annotation, cellular component: intracellular anatomical structure. The coding region runs from base 66 to 941 and encodes 291 amino acids. The record is from RefSeq and is a predicted model, not a curated record.
GAAAACCAGAUGCAACACACCUUCUGAACUCCAACCCGCCAGAACUAUAAAUUCAAGUUCCCAACAUGUCAGCAACCCACCCCGUCUUUCGCGCCGAGGCCACGGCUCUUAUCACGGGCGCCGCCUCAGGGAUUGGUCUCGCGACCGCCAAACUAUGCCACAGCCAUGGCAUGAAUCUGGUCUUGAUCGACAAGAACGAACAGGCCCUUUCCACGACUUCGGCCCAGUUCCCAUCCACGGCGAAAUCGGCCACUUCCACCUAUGCUAUCGAUGUGUCGGAUAUCUCUGCGUGGAACGCCCUCCAAAGUGAAGUCACCUCCAAGCACCCCUCAGGAAUCGACUUCCUCAUGCUAAACGCCGGAAGUGCCUUCAAGCCCGCCGAGGGUAAAACACGUUGGCAAGACCCGGAAUAUUUCCAGAAGACCUUGGCUGUCAACACAUUGGGUUACACCAAUGGCUUAGCCACCUUCCUAGACAGCGUGAUUGGAUCGAAUAAGGCACAGCCCCGGGCUAUUAUCCUCACCGGUUCCAAGCAAGGAAUCACCAACCCCCCGGGAGAUCCAGCCUACAAUGCUUCCAAGAGCGCGGUGAAAACCAUUGCGGAACAGCUUUCCUUGGAUCUACAUGAGACGUAUCCGAAUGUGUCGGUCCAUCUACUUGUCCCGGGAUGGACGUACACCGGCAUGACUGCGGGUCGUCAUGCUUCGAAGCCGGAUGGGGCCUGGACACCGGAGCAAGUGGUGGAGUACAUGAAUGAGAAGAUGGUGGAUGGGCGGUUCUACAUUAUUUGUCCGGAUAACGAGGUAACCGAAGAUCUGGAUCGAAGGAGAAUUGCAUGGGCCUAUGGAGAUAUGGUGCAUGGGCGACCUGCGCUGUCCCGGUGGAGGGCGGACUGGAAGGAAAAAGCAUCUGAGGGAAUCAAACAGCUGCAACUCGACUAACUUGGCGGAUACCCACGGCUUGGAUAGUAUCCAGUUUGCAGUAUCGCAAUUGAUGUUGAUUUGUUGUCCUGA